Symbiodinium necroappetens is the source of this 729-nucleotide messenger RNA. The record is from the annotation of a GenBank genome assembly. Lineage: Eukaryota; Dinophyceae; Suessiales; Symbiodiniaceae.
AUGGGCACUGGUCUUCUCGACAUCAUCAUCCUCGGCGCCAUUGCCGCCUUCCUGGUGCUGCGCCUGCGCAGCGUCCUGGGCAAGCGCACGGGGCAUCAGGGCGGUCGCGAAUACGACCCCUUCCAUCAAGAGCAGAUGCGCCGCCGGCAGGAGCAGGCGCGCGGCCGCGGCGAGCAGGGGGGCGAGCCCUCCGGCGAGGAGGACAAGGUGGUCCACCUGCCCGACAGCCGCGGCGACGCGGGCCGCGAGGAGGCCGCGCCGGACUACGGCGACCGGCCGGGCGCCGCCGGGCUCACCCGGAUCAAGCUGGCCGACCGCGAGUUCGACCCCGACCAGUUCGUCCAGGGUGCGCGCGCCGCCUUCGAGAUGAUCGUCGGCGCCUUCGCCCAGGGCGACGCCAAGACCCUGCGGCCGCUGCUGUCGGACGACGUCUACAGCGACUUUGCCGGCGCCAUCGAGCAGCGCCGCGAGGCCGGCGAGCGGCUGGAGACCACCCUGGUGGGCAUCAAGUCGGCCGACAUCGUCGACGCCGACCUGCGCGGCAAGACCGCCUUCGUCACCGUCAAGUUCGUCUCCGAGCAGGUCAACGUGACCUACGACGAGGAGGGGCGGGUGGUCGACGGCGACCCCAGCGAGGUCGAGACCAUCACCGACAUCUGGACCUUCGCGCGCAACACCAGCAGCCGCGAUCCCAACUGGAGCCUGGUGGCCACCGCCGCGCCCAACUGA